This is a messenger RNA of Talaromyces proteolyticus, 1605 nucleotides long. Its product is annotated as cytochrome P450. Bases 1 to 1605 code for a protein of 534 amino acids. Gene Ontology annotation, molecular function: iron ion binding; oxidoreductase activity, acting on paired donors, with incorporation or reduction of molecular oxygen; heme binding. The record is from RefSeq and is a predicted model, not a curated record. The transcript has a single exon. NCBI's taxonomy places the organism in Eukaryota, Fungi, Ascomycota, Eurotiomycetes, Eurotiales, Trichocomaceae.
AUGGCCCUCGCAGCCAUUGCUUUCUUUUCCUAUCCAGUGGCCAUUUAUUGGAUUGACUCGAAGAAGCUGCGGCGCUUUCCAGCAGCGAGCAUUUUUGCUCCACUCACUUGUCUCUGGAUCUUCUCUCAUUCACUGAGACGUCGGCGAUACAGAACCGUCUACGAUGCACAUCAGAAACUGGGUCCCGUGAUUCGACUCGCACCAGACCUUUUAUCAUUCUCUGACGCAGAGGCGUGCAAAGAAAUCUAUAGUCAUCAGGCUCCUGUCGUCAAGGCUGAACUCUAUUCCAACCUCGGCAAUGGAGUUCCUUCGAUGUUUCAGAUCAUUGGCAAGACUGAACACGGAAAGAGAAGGAAAAUGCUAUCACACGUUUUCUCAGCCAGGAAAAUCCACGAGAAGGAGCCUCGAGUUCUCGAAUUGGUGAAGACCUUGUGCCGUGAUCUGGAAAUCAAAUCUCGCGGAGAGCAGGUUGCACCUACGGAUGAAUAUCCGGCUGUGAAUGGAGCUUUCGAUAUACGACCAUGGAUGAAUAUGUUCUCUUUCGACGUUAUUACGGCAGUCUUUUGGUCGCACUCAUAUGGCUUCCUGGAACGAGGUAAUGAUCGCGCACCGGCAGUGGAUCUUAAGAACAAGGUCUUUGAAGUUCAUGCCAUGGACGCCGCACACUCUAAUACGAACUUUAUCGUUCCAUUUGCCCAUUUGCCACGAGUCUGGUGGAAACUCUCACAAAUACUCUUCAAUAACACCCAUGGAGCCCAAUCGGCGAAGAACUUCCGAUCCAUGGCUCGAUUCGUCGUCGUACGACGAAUCAAAAACCCCCCAGCCGAACCAGAUCUGUUCUCCAGUAUCCCUCUGAAGCCUUCCGAAAAGCAUCCAAACACGCUCACCUCUGAGGAACUGCUCUCGGAGUGCUCAACCAUGUUGAGUGCUGGUGCAGAUACUACCCAAACAUCGCUGACAAAUUGCCUAUACCACCUUUUAAAAAACUCCUCCAAGCUGAUUAAAUUGCGGAAAGCUCUUCUCUCUUCAGUACCGCCGGAAUCGCAGCCUGUUGCGAGCUAUACUGAACUGCAGAAUAUACCCUUCUUGAAGGCAGUCCUGGACGAAAGUUUCCGCUGCAGCCCACCACUUGGCUUUGGUCUUCCGCGACUUGUUACCCAACCCGGGAUGACCAUCCAGGGUCAUUAUAUCCCCCCUGGCGUCGUCGUGAGCUCCCCGCUCUAUAACAUCCAUCACGAUGAAACCCUCUUUCCAGAGCAGUGGAAGUUCAUUCCCGAACGAUGGCUUGAAGGUGCAGACCCGGACUAUACCCCCUCCACGGAAGAGACAGAAAACCUCAAGGCAUACGUUCAACCAUUUAGUCUUGGUGGUCGAUCAUGCAUUGGUCGCAACAUGGCUUACAUGGACCUCAGCAUCGUCAUUGCUGCGUUAGUCAUGGCAUUUGACUGGGAACUACGCGAUAAAAACCGGGAGAUGGAGUACGUGGAAAAACUGGUCACUAACCCAAAAGAGUUAUGGGUCAAAGCGAAGUUGAGGGAUGGUAUGGAUAUCAAUUCACAGCUAAAGAGACAAGCCUCCGCUUCAGCCCCGAAUCAAGCGUCCUAA